AGUUCAUUGAGGCUGAGUAGGGACACAGGGUGGAGCCCUGCUGAGGACACAACUGGUACGACUACAGUCACAGAGGCUCCAGUGUGUGUCCCAGACCUCAGGAUUUUGUGAAUGGAAGAAGAUUUUCCUGGAGCCAUGCUAAGAGAUGAACAACUCAAGUACUCCUAGGCCCAGGAAGAAAGCCUCUCUAGAGACAGAUGUCUUCAUUAUUCUUGGCCAAUAUGGGUCAAGACAAGGGGCUAAGGUGGCAGAAGCUUGUUCCAUCCCCCACCCCCUGACUCCUUUGGAUCAGGUUCACCUCCUGGGCACUGUGCCAGCUGGGGAGGCUGGUGCAUCUUUAAUGAAGUCACUGGAUCCCUCGGACAGGCUCUUGGCCUCACCAAGUUCCCAGAGCCAGACUCACUGGUACCCACUGAGCCACCACCUUCCUGUGCUUGUGUGCCAGGCCCCUUCCCCCUGCAGCCAUGAACCAGGCCUUCUGGAAAACCUACAAGUCCAAAGUGCUACAGACCCUGAGUGGGGAAUCUGAGGAAGACCUGGCAGAGGAGAGGGAGAACCCAGCAUUAGUGGAGUCUGAGACAGCAGAAUCAACUGAGGAGAACUUCAAUCCCAUGUCACAGCUGGCCCGCCGGGUUCAGGGGGUCGGGGUGAAAGGCUGGCUGACAAUGUCAUCUCUGUUUAACAAAGAAGAUGAAGAUAAGCUGCUGCCACCAGAGCCUUGUGCUGACCACCCUCUGGCGGCGCGACCCCCCUCGCAGGCGGCGGCGGCGGAGGCGCGCGGCCCGGGCUUCUGGGACGCGUUCGUCAGCAGGUGGCAGCAGCAGCAGGCGGCGGCGGCGUCCAUGCUGCGCGGCACCGAGCCCACUCUGGAGCCGGACCCCGAACCCGCGGACGAAGCCGCAGAGGAGGCCGCAGAGCGCUCCGAGUCGCAGGAGGCCGAGCCGGUGGCCGGCUUCAAGUGGGGCUUCCUCACCCACAAACUGGCCGAGAUGAGGGUGAAGGCUGCGCCCAAGGGUGACUAGCGGGCUGGCCGAACCCCGCGCUCGCUGCUCCCACCCCUGAUAAAAAUCCUGGCCCGACA
Molecule: messenger RNA, 1081 nt
Organism: Symphalangus syndactylus (siamang)
Lineage: Eukaryota; Metazoa; Chordata; Mammalia; Primates; Hylobatidae
Gene: C22H1orf232
Product: chromosome 22 C1orf232 homolog
Source: RefSeq, a predicted model, not a curated record